Molecule: messenger RNA, 3095 nt
Organism: Neoarius graeffei (lesser salmon catfish)
Lineage: Eukaryota; Metazoa; Chordata; Actinopteri; Siluriformes; Ariidae
Gene: mnmip1
Product: SH3 domain containing 21
Exons: 17
Coding region: 202-1656 (484 amino acids)
Molecular function (GO): protein binding
Source: RefSeq, a predicted model, not a curated record
AUCACUUCUUCUAGCUUGUCAUGACUAGCUAGGAAGACUGCCUCACAGUUAAUAUUUGGCUAAAGAAAGGAGGACUGAAACUGCCUUUGCUGUGUUUGUGUAUCUAGUAUUAUUGGCACUAGCAAUUUGAAAACACAGAUUUCUGCCAGGUCCAGAGUCUACUGACACGAAACAAGAGGACUGACCAAAACAUUUGGUGCAAUGGAGGUGCUGGUUCUUUUAGACUUUGAGGGAACUAUAGGAGAUGAGAUAACAGUAUGUGCGGGCGAUGUGGUGAAGAAUGUGACAGUGGCCAGUGAGGACGGCUGGAUGGAAGGAGAGCUCCGGGGAAAGAAAGGCAUCUUCCCUGCUCAUAUUGUCAAGGAGGUGCCUGCUUACUUGAAAGGAGACAGUAAGAGAGAGCCACGAAGCUUGAGAAAACCAAAGAUGACAAAAGAUCAGUCCAGGAAAUGUGAAGUGACUUAUGCCUACACACCACUGCACCAAGACGAGCUCGAACUAGUUGUUGGGGAAAUCAUAGAGAUCAUCAGAGAGAUUGAAGAUGGAUGGUGGAUGGGAAAAAAAGGUGGGAAAAUAGGAGCUUUCCCAUCAAACUUUGUGAAAGAAAUUUUUGUCUGUCCGAAAGAUGUAAAGAGCAGAGCUAAACUCUCUGAGGCCAUCUUCAUUAAAGAGGACAAACAACAGCAAAGAACAAGUAUACGUAAAAAGACAAACAUAAAAGAAUGUUGCCAAGUCAUGUUCGACUACGCAGCCAAUGCUGAGGAUGAACUAGAGCUAAAGAAGGGAGACAUUAUCAACAUCAUCAACAAGGUCUGUGAUGAUGAUGGAUGGUGGGAAGGCGAACUGAAUGGUCGAAGAGGCUUCUUCCCUGACAACUUUGUCAUGAUCAUCCCACUGGAAGUUUUCCAAGAAAAAAGCCAACCACCACUGAGAAGUGGCACAAAAAAGCAUUCAGUAAAUCAAGCUUCUGGAAUGGAUAGAAGCAGCACUGAAGCAAACACAAAGACUGAAAACAAAGAUGAGAAGUCAGAAGCCAAAGAUCUCAGAAGUGAAGUUCCUGGCAAAAUAAAGCUGCCUGGUUUGUUCAAAGCCCUACCACCUCCAGUUAAAGACAAACCACAGAAGCCUGGAUCCAAGCCAACUGAUGACCAGCCUCCUGUUUCACCAAAACCCACAAACAAUAAGCCUAAAGAUUCAGACCAGUUUGAUGGAGUCGACAUGUCUUCUGUGAAACUCAACCAUCCCACAGCCAACAGGGUCAAACCUCCACAGAGGAGACCACCAUCACACACACCUGUAUCCCAUGACACCAACCAAAAUGAGGCAUCAACAGAAACAGAUGGAGCUGAUGAAACACUUCCAGUUUCUCCCAAGGCCACAGGAAAUAAUUUACCACUGAACAACAAGCCCUCUACUAUUUUAGCACCUCAGCAUCCCACUCCAUGUAAAACUCAGACAAAACCAGUAGAGGUCCAGCAGGAGAAACCAACACUGGAGCAGGUUCUAGCUGAACUGAAAGAACUGCGCAUGGAAAUGGAACUGUUCAAAACCAGACACGAUACAGACAUGAAAGAGCUUAAAGAUGAGCUAAAUGAGGAAAGGAGCAAACGAAUGAAAUUACAGGAUGAGGUACAAGUGCUGAGGAGGCAGAAGUAACUAUAUCUCAGAUUUGAGAUUGUGGUUUUUAUAUGCUGUGCUGCUCUCAGUGGAAUGCAAAUCAGGAUUCCACAACACAGAGUGUGAGUUAAGAGACCACGCAGAUUGACCUGCAGACCCACACAUCGGCCCUCAAAGCAAUUAUUGAUUCAGCUUUUCUUAUAUAUAUUGGAUUUACAAGAAGGAGAAUGUAAUUUUCCAUGUCUUCUAACUGGACUUGGAAAAGCAAUUAUUGCUGAUAGAAAAAGAAAAAUGUACCUCCUUUAUCGAACAUUUCUAUGACACCAAGACCUUUUGUUUUGUGUGCAUAGCUUUGUGUUUUAUGGUACUCUGUCUGCUCUGAGUCUUCAUGCUGUAUAUAUUCUAAACAUCAUAAUGUUCUAUUUUCAUAUUUGAUGUAUAAAACCCAUAUUUUAAAUUAUAUUUCAUGAGUAAUCUUUAACUCUAUUCAGAAUAACUGUUUGUAUUUUUCCAGAUACACAUACCAUUAUCUACAUUGAAACCUUUGGUAAUGCUUUAAGGUUCACUCAACUAACAUGGUUUAAUACAUUCGUUAACAUGAAUGAAUCAUGUACUGUACUUCAGCAUUAAUACACCAUAAGUAACAUUAACAAACCAACUGACACCUGUAUUAAUUGAUUUUUUUAAAUAAACCAAAUAGUCAAAAAGAAAUUACACCUUAACCAAUGUUCAUACAAUUAAUAUUUAAAAUGAAGUCCAUAAUGACUAAUAUGAAAUAACACCAUAAUGAACGUUUGAGGUUGCUAAGUGACAAAAUUCAGAAAUGAGGCUGAAAGGAAAGUUCUAAGAUUUACACCUGAAGACCAGAGUUCACUUCAAGUUGUAAUUAGCCUUUAAACAAACGUCAGUUAAUACUUUUGUUGACUUGCUUUGCUUUUUACUUGACAUUACAUAUGAUUAAUUAAUGCUGAACAUUACAGCUUUUUGAUGUUAACUAAUGUAUUAUUUGAUGUUAGUUAAGCGAACCUUGAUGCAAAGUAUCACCAUUUUUUUGUUCUAUGUUUUCCAAGGUGGUAGAUUUCACAUUAGUAUAUCUCCCUUAAAACAGUACAAAACAACAUGUACUAAUGUGAUACAGAAUACUGAAACUAAUUUAAAGGCACUUUCAAAUAGAUAAGAUGUACUUAGCUAUUUUAAGAAGCUGAAAAAGUCUCUGAUGCUCAAAUGUUGUUGUUAUUAUUAUCAUCUGCUGGCUGAACCAAUGAUAUAUUUUCCCCUGUUUCUUGCCUUGCCUCACUUUGAACUGAGUUGUGUUAAAGUUAUGUCUAUUUAAUUGUGUACACCACAAAGUUUUUUAAGGUUAAGAAUUACUUUUACAGAACUGCAAUGUUUUCUUGGGAUUUGUACUGUGACACUAGAGCUUCACUGUGAAACGUGAAUUUAAGGUGAUGGAAUAAAAGUGAAUAUAUAACAAAUAA